CACGCAUGCGCGGUCCGCUCACCACCGAGCCAGGAUGCUCGUGCUCGCUAAGCGCUCGUGUGCGCGCCGCUGAUGUUGCGGAUUUGACGGGUCGGCCGCCGGGACAGCGAGCGGAGGAAGACCGGAACUUAGGAAAUAAUGAACAACAAAUUUGACGCUCUAAAAGAUGACGAUAGUGGAGAUCAUGACCAGGACAACGGCUCACCGAAAGAUGGUGAGAAGGAAAGGAGUGAGGAUGAGGAAAAAGACCAAAACACUACUAAGAGGAAGGCUGUGGUUCCUGGGGCAGGGGAACACCCUCUUCAAUAUAACUACACAUUCUGGUAUUCCCGGCGAACCCCAGGAAGACCAGCCAGUACACAGAGCUACGAACAGAACAUCAAACAGAUUGGCAGCUUUGCUUCGGUGGAGCAGUUCUGGCGGUUUUACAGUCACAUGAUCAGACCAGGGGAUCUGACCGGCCACAGCGACUUCCAUCUGUUUAAGGAGGGAAUCAAGCCCAUGUGGGAGGAUGAUGCUAAUAAGAGUGGGGGGAAGUGGAUAAUAAGGCUGCGGAAGGGUCUGGCUUCACGAUGCUGGGAGAAUCUGAUCCUGGCCAUGUUGGGUGAGCAGUUCAUGGUUGGCGAGGAGAUCUGUGGGGCUGUUGUCUCUGUCCGUUUCCAGGAGGAUAUCAUAUCUAUCUGGAACAAAACGGCGAGUGAUCAGGCCACUACUGCUCGCAUCAGAGACACGCUUCGUAGAGUCCUUAACCUGCCACCAAACACAAUCAUGGAGUACAAAACCCACACUGACAGCAUCAAGGCUUGGGAGGAUUUCCAUGGACUGGUGAAUGCAAGUGGUGGCCGAUAGGUCUUGUUCGUUGGUGUGCCAUGCCAGUGGUAUAGUUACUUUCAGUGUGGAUGAAGAGGACUUUUCUAGGACAUCCGACUCACUUAUUUAUAAAAGUGUUUUUUUUUUGUUUGUUUUUUUAAAUACAAUACAAAAAGGGAUAUUGACUACUGGAAAGCCCAUUUUCCUGGUCAAAAUAUCUGAUCACCUAAAAUGACCCUGAGAGUGAAGGUGAAGUCGGAUGACCAGUAACAAAUGUUUUUGAAUAGUUGUUAAGAAAAUCUUAAGUCGGUGCAGAAACAAGCCUCAAAAACCGUUGUGACCUUGGUUCUGAAGAAGGCUGGUUAACAAAACCAAAAGAAAUUUGGUGCAUUGUUGUACAGAAAGUCACAUUGACCUCAUCUGGCAAGUUAUUCAGCUUCACAUAACCAUCAUUCUUAGAUAGCAAGUCCUUUUCUUUUAUAUUGUCAUAAACAGGGGUACAUUUUACUAUAGUGCAGUAUUUUAAUUUCAGUGUUUAAAAAUGUUUUGCUUUUGAAAUUGUAAAAAACAAAAAAUAUAUUUUCAAAGUUUUUUGAAGAGAUAUAUGAUGGAAUUUGCUCUUGAUCAUUUUUGUUUUUAAGCCGAGUGUGUUGAAGCUUAAAAGCCUAAAAGAUAUCGCACUGUGCCUGCUUCCCAGAAGCACUCAGCAUUCUGUGAUUUUGCCUUGGAAAGAAAUUUUCUAAAUUGUGCUGUCAGCCUAAAAAAGAAAUCCUGAUUCUCCUUUACCACCAAACAGAAUUGAAAAAUAAGAACUGUUGUGGAUUUGGAGAUUGGGGUUGAACAUGGUUUGUCUACAUCUCUUACAUACUGCCUGGAUUUAUAAACGCAUAUGUUCAAAGUAAUGUUUGGAUUACAGAUGACUGAAAGCAAUAAACGUCAAAUAUGCAGCUGCUGCUAA
Molecule: messenger RNA, 1768 nt
Organism: Silurus meridionalis
Lineage: Eukaryota; Metazoa; Chordata; Actinopteri; Siluriformes; Siluridae
Gene: eif4e2
Product: eukaryotic translation initiation factor 4E family member 2
Exons: 8
Coding region: 139-849 (236 amino acids)
Biological process (GO): translational initiation
Cellular component (GO): cytoplasm; eukaryotic translation initiation factor 4F complex
Molecular function (GO): translation initiation factor activity; RNA 7-methylguanosine cap binding
Source: RefSeq, a predicted model, not a curated record